This is a messenger RNA of Calliphora vicina (urban bluebottle blowfly), 878 nucleotides long. RefSeq names its product ribosomal protein S5a (gene RpS5a). Lineage: Eukaryota; Metazoa; Arthropoda; Insecta; Diptera; Calliphoridae. Gene Ontology annotation, molecular function: mRNA binding; structural constituent of ribosome; rRNA binding. Gene Ontology annotation, cellular component: ribosome; cytosolic small ribosomal subunit. The record is from RefSeq and is a predicted model, not a curated record. Gene Ontology annotation, biological process: ribosomal small subunit assembly; translation. The transcript is spliced from 5 exons. Bases 104 to 787 code for a protein of 227 amino acids.
CCGGAUACAGCGCGCACAAACUUGGCAGCAUUGCGUCAACAUGUUCUUUUUCUGGCGAACGCCAUUGCUGUUUGCAUCGGGAUAAUUUUUCAUAGUGAAAAACAUGGCUGAAGUUGCUGAGAACGUUACCGAAACCUUUGAGGAGCAGCCUCCAAUUGAGACUGAGGGUGCUGAGACUUUGUUGGAAACCAACGUUGUCUCCACCACUGAAUUGCCCGAAAUUAAAUUGUUCGGUCGCUGGUCUUGCGAUGAUGUUACUGUCAAUGACAUCUCUUUGCAAGAUUACAUCUCCGUUAAGGAGAAGUUUGCUCGUUAUUUACCUCACUCUGCUGGUCGUUAUGCUGCCAAGCGUUUCCGUAAAGCUCAAUGCCCCAUUGUUGAACGUUUGACCAGCUCCUUGAUGAUGAAGGGUCGCAAUAACGGCAAGAAACUCUUGUCUUGCCGCAUUGUCAAACAUUCCUUCGAAAUCAUUCACUUGUUGACUGGUGAAAAUCCUUUGCAGAUUCUUGUAAGCGCCAUCAUCAACUCUGGUCCCCGUGAAGAUUCUACCCGUAUCGGUCGUGCUGGUACCGUUCGUCGUCAAGCCGUCGAUGUGUCACCUCUCCGUCGUGUCAACCAAGCUAUUUGGUUGUUGUGCACUGGUGCCCGCGAAGCUGCUUUCAGAAACAUCAAGACCAUCGCUGAAUGCUUGGCCGAUGAAUUGAUCAACGCUGCUAAGGGUUCUUCCAACUCUUAUGCCAUCAAGAAGAAGGAUGAAUUGGAACGUGUUGCCAAGUCCAACAGAUAAAUGCAUACAUGUACUGUUUUUACCAUGUGUAUAAUUUACACUUUUUUUUAAUAAUGAAAAGAUAAUAAAACACAUCUCUUAAAAAUAAUAA